This is a messenger RNA of Ectocarpus sp. CCAP 1310/34, 1948 nucleotides long. Lineage: Eukaryota; Phaeophyceae; Ectocarpales; Ectocarpaceae. The record is from the annotation of a GenBank genome assembly.
UCUCGCUUCGCUCGAAUAAUCAAUUUCUUGAAUGCGAAAAGUCGUGGCUAAGAAAAUGCGAAUACUAUGAAAUACCUGCGUGCUGAUGGACAUGGUUGAUGGGAUGGGAAGGCUAUCCGGGGAGAUGGGGCCGCAGUCAUGGGCUGAGUUCAUGGGGAUGACGGUGAAGAGGGUCGGAACCAUGUCGUACGUGUUGUGGACGUGGGGGUUGGUCUUGUUGGAACAAGUCAUGGGGAGGGCGUCGGUUGGGUUGGCGGUGGCAUUGCAGCCGUUGUGGCCAUACUUCAUGCGAACGAUGGGUCCGGAGGAGGAAAAGUAGAGGAUGAGGGAUUAGUCUAGAGGCCUUCUGGCGUCUGCUGAGCGGCGAGGCGCUCGGUCCUCAGUCUGUCGAAGACUUGGUUAUCAAGGUGGUCGUACGUGUAGUUGGGAUCAUGCAGUAGCCACUGGGUGGUGGUGUGGUCGCCUUUCCUCGUGGAAUGGUAUGUUCUGGGACAUGGGAAGGUAUGAUGAGUAAGGAAAACUCGCAAAGGGUAGGAGAAAGCGAAGUAGUGGGUUGUCGUUAACAUGAGAGGUGGAAAUGAAAGAAAGAGUGAGGCAUUUUUUUUCCAACCGUGCAGUAUCGGAAUUGCCGAGUUAUGUGUCCCACAGCGGUACAUAUGUAUGUGUGUUUCCGAAAAAGAUCCCUUGCGCAAGAAAGAAAAUUGGAAAAAAAAAUGCUUUGCCUUGACCUUCAUGUCCUACCGGUACAUACAUGUCCUAUCGGUCAUAUUCAACUUAACGAACAUACAGCUAGUAGUGUGGUUCUAUUUUCGUCAGAAGUUUGGAUUUUCAACGGUGUUCGCACUCUUACCUUCCUGAUGAUCUCCGAACAUUUUCUUGAGCUCACCAUCUUCUGAUCGAUAAUUCGGGUGGCUCAGUUGUGUGUGAUGGGAGUGUAGAGCGGGUGGCCCAUGACGGGGCGUGGAUGGGUAAAAACGUGUUGGGAAACGUGUUGUAAAACGUGUUGUGCUCGUGCUCGUCAAACCAUCACGGUAUCAAGUCACGCAUAACGCUCAAACACCCAAAACGAAUCUUGAUGAAUGUCCACCAAUCUACCACACUCCCAAGGAAAACAAAAAGAAACUUCUUGUUCCUCCGUAGUUCGUCACUGCAAAACCCGCAUAUGUAUACGCAAUAUACCACCCGCAUGCUAUGCUACGAGUAUAUCGAAUAUCUUCUACAUUCAAAGAAGCGAAAUUAGAAUGACAGUUGUAGGCCCGCGAGUUUUUGCGAAACUUGACAGCCCAAUAUUCGACAGAGGUGUACAUCUCCUCCAUCAGCGGCGGGAGCGGUGGCAGUCGCGGGAGAAUGCCUUUGCCGUCCUUACAGCACAUGCCCUUGGAUUCCUUGGCAAAAAGCUUGGCACCACAAUGCUGACAAGGUUGGGCGUACUUUAGGUUGACGCCAGCAUCGUCACGUGCGGCAGCUAGGGCUUCUUUCCGUUGGACAAAAGCGUUUUGAAGGUCGGACAGGCCAUUAGACUAUAUUCAUUCUUCUACACGAAACAUUUCUAUCUCCCACACACUCCGUUUCUCUGCUACUACUGCACCUCUAGCAGCACGUUGGUCUGCCCGCCUCUAGCUUCGGCGUUCGUUGAUGCCUGUCUUGUUGAUGUCGUGACUCUGGCGUCGGCGUUCGUUGAUGCCUGUCUUGUUGAUGUCGUGACUCUGGCGUCGGCGUUCGUUGAUGCCUGUCUUGAUAUGGUGUCUCGGCGUCUCUCCGCGUUCUUUUCGAUGUUGGCGGUCCUCCGCUUGGCGUACAAGAUGCGGUCCCGCUGGUUUCUCCGCAAGCGCUGUCUCUAUCGCAGGGUUCUUGUUGAUGUCCAUGUUGUUUGUGGGGAAGAUGACUUCGCAGGUGGAUUGUGGGGUGGAGGUGGGUGUGUCUCAGGUGUCUUGUGGUCAUCUGUAAA